Ceutorhynchus assimilis (cabbage seed weevil) is the source of this 2208-nucleotide messenger RNA. The record is from the annotation of a GenBank genome assembly. Lineage: Eukaryota; Metazoa; Arthropoda; Insecta; Coleoptera; Curculionidae.
CUUUACUGCUCCCAGAGUGAUCCCCGUCUAGGCGUUGACGUCACAGUUCUCUGCGGGAGUGCUCGGGGAGCAAUUAUUAUAAUCCAAACGAGGGCACACCCUUGGAAAAUCAAUAGCCGAACAUACUUUAUUGUUUUGAUCAAACUCUUUGAUCCAUACAAUUAGACGGAGCAAGAAAGAGCGCUCCGCUUUUUGAUCAAUCGGGUUUUGAGGCAAAAGUCGAAAACGCUAUUAGACGUAAUUGUAGUUGAUGCCCAUACUUGGUUGAUGCCAGACAGAUUAGCUUGCAAAGUAAAUCAUCAAAAAUGGCUGACAUACGAGAUAUUUUGGAGCUGGAAAGUCCUGCCACUCCAGAGCUUACUCGUGAAUCCAUCACUGGCUCGGACAAACCCAAGAAAAGAUAUUCUUCUGGUGCCAAACCGGCAAAACGUCCUGAGGGAAUGCACAGAGAAGUUUUCGCUUUGCUUUCCAAGGAUGCAGAUAUGCCACCAAUAUUUCCUUCAGAUACAGCUGAUGGAUACAAACAAAUGAAAAUUAAACUUGGUAUGCGGAAACCAAGAAAAUGGAAGUGGAUGCCUUUUAAAAAUCCAGCCAGAACAGACGAUGCUGUUUUUCACCAUUGGCGAAGACCAAGUGAUGAACCUAGAGAGUAUCCGUUUGCUCAAUUUAACAAAAAAGUAGAAAUAUUCACUUACACAGAUGAUGAGUAUCAACAACAUUUGACUUGCGAUGAUUGGACGAAAGAAGAAACUGAUAAUUUAAUCGAUUUGGCCCAAAGAUUUGAUUGUAGAUUUAUUAUUAUGGCUGAUAGAUAUAAUACUGAAGGAGUUACAAAGCGAUCUGUUGAAGACAUAAAGGAUCGAUAUUAUAAAGUUCAAGGGAUCCUUGGCAAAUUAAAUGGUGACAAGAAACUCUAUGUUUAUGAUGUGGAGCACGAAAAAAAACGUAAAGAGCAGUUAGGUAAAUUAUUUGAGAGAACAAUAGAACAGAUUGAAGAAGAACAAUUUUUGCUUGGAGAAAUGAAAAAAAUAGAGGCCAGGAAGAAGGAAAGGGACAGAAAAACGCAAGAUUUACAAAAACUUAUUAGCCAAGCUGAUAGUCAAAACGACAUGCCUAGAAAAUCUGACAAAAAAUUACCCAAAAAGAAAGUACCUAAUCCUGCAAGGCCAAGAGUUGAUACUAAUUACAUUUUCCAGGCAGUUGAAACAGCUGGAAUUAAAUUCGCCGACUUCAAAAACAGUGGAGUAUCUUUACGAUCUCAAAGGAUGAAAUUACCACCAAACGUCGGACAAAAGAAAGUCAAAGGAAUCGAACAAUCUUUGCAGUUCUUGGGAUUAGAACAAAGUCCUCCAGCUUCAGAGGACAUUUGCCAGUGCUUUAACAAACUGAGAAGUGAAAUGGUCCUUCUAUUGGAAAUUAAAGGGGCACUGGCAACUUGCGAUUACGAGUUGCAAUCUUUGCGACAUCAAUAUGAAGCUAUGGCUCCUGGAAAGACUUUAGCGAUACCUGCACAGCUCACUAAUACAGAUCUUGAUAUAAAACCAAACCCGGGUGAAAUUAUUGAUGUGGUGGGUUCCCCGGGAAAUCCCACGAAUGCCUAGCUAGUACUCUUAAGAAUAAGGAUUUAGUUUAUACACAAAAUCAGCAAAUUUUCAUUUAAACAAUUUACAUUAGGAAAAGGAGUUUAUUUUACAUUUUUUUUUUUUUUUUAGUAUUAUAACAUUAUGUAUUUAAUAGGUUGGAAAUAAUAAUAGGACUAAAGUACAUAACAUGUUUUUGAUUUAAAACAUAAAAUCCUAGAAAAAAAAAACUUUAUUUCGAUUUUAUAACAUGAGUCUGCAGACUUCAAUACAUAAAAAUUGUUAUCUAGAUAAUACUUCAAAGCAGAAACUAUAUUUCAACAAAACGAUACAUAUAUGUGAUAGGAGCUAUGUAAAGCGUGUAUACUUUAUAAAAAAAAAAAGAUAAUUAGAUUCUUCAUGCAACCUAACCUUAUGAACUUAAACUUGUAUUUCUUCCAAGGACAUACAUACUGUACAGCUUCUCAACAUAUUUACACAUAAAACGACUUAUAAAUAAUAUUUAAAAUAAGAAAACAUAUAAAAAGGAUAUUUUUACUUUUUAAUCCACCAUAUUACUAUUGCUCUAAUCUUGGUCUUUUUCGACUCGGUUCUUCUGUAGCAGGGGUUUCUCGUUUUUUAGUUACAU